UCCCAACCAAAUUAUUCCACCUUCUUUCAUGAAUUAAUUUAAAUAAGAAACAACUGUUUUGCUCCAAUAACAUCACCCAAUGAAAAGCGUUUAAUUUACGGCUGAAUUGUUAUUAAUUUUUGUUACGACAUCGUCAAACAUUUCCUGAAUGGAAAACAAAUCUCAAAUUACAACAAUGCAAAAUGGCAAACAACAGAUAGAUGAUAAUAGGGAAACCCAAUCUUUUGGCCGGAAACAAGAUUAAAAGCUCAUCUUAUAACACCAAACCAGGGCCACCGAAAUAACUACAAUUUUACAAAAUUCUUUGUUUGUUCUUUCAACUGUAACACAAACCUCCUUUAAUUAGACCAAAUUAGAAACAUGUGUUUACAAAAACCAAGUGCAAAUGUGACCAAGUUCCCCCACAAGAGAAAGAACCAAGGUCUACACAAUAUGAACGUUACGAACCCAAAAGAUGUCGUUAGUUCCACACGAAACCACGACCAGUGCGCAGUGAAAUUAUUCCCUCGACACAAUAAUAACAGUAAGAUCCGGCGGAUGACACUAGUCGGAAUUUCUUUGUGUGCCAACCAACAAAACAAGUGCCAGUGUUUUGUCAACCAAUCAAACGAUAACAACCAACCAUGAUCUUCCGUACUCUCUUACUUUUCGUCUUUUUCGCCCUCGCCAAAGCCCGAAUUAAAACCCCGGCCAAAGUCGACGUCGAUCAACUCCGUUCGGACUUCCUCAACCUCGAAGACCAAUUAUGGAAUUUCGUUUCCGGUCAGUCCGAUAAUCGUCUCAAAGAAAACGACCAAAUUGAAGUCUCACUCAUACGAGAAUUUGAGAAAUUCGGUGAUAAAAUCCAACAAGUGUUACCACAUGACCUCAAUCACGGAUUACAAACACUGGAGGGUGUUUGGGCCUAUGCCUAUGCUUACACCGAUCUGAGGGCCAUUUAUGCCCUUUAUGAGACGUUUCGGAGGUUUCAAGCCCUUCAAACGGCCGAAGGAAGGAUACCGUCGCCGAAACAGGCAUGGAUUGACCUCACCAAGGCCAUUUUGGAUGACCCCAAAAAUAGUAUCAAUGAGUCGUUAACAAGACUGCAUUAUGUCGUCGAGCAAAAAAAUCUAUUCGUUGAAUCGGAAAAGGAAAUCGAAGGUGAUAUGUUAUGCAACUCGCACCAAUCACCCCAACAGGUCCUCUUCUCCCUUUACAAUGCCAUCUCCCUCACCGAACUUAAAGGUUACACAAUGAUUCAAUUCGCCUACAUGCUGAAACGUCUCUACGGUGAAGGCAACUUCACCACCGAAUCACAAAUCGCUCGUGAACACUUCCAAGAACGCACAACAAACAUCAUCGAUGCUGUCAAAUCAGCAAUGUCUUCAGCAUCACGUGAUUUAUGGAAAUGUGAUCCUAAACGACACGUUUCAGGCGAAACUUAUGUCGAAGUAACACAACUUUUACAAGGUUACAUUCAAAAUGAAGUCGAUUUAAAUCCAGAGGGAACAUGUCGUGAAAAUUGUGCCGAAUACACUUAUACCAAAAGUCAUGGUUGUUAUAAAAAUCUCUGGUGUCGUCAACAACGUCGUUGUCAUGGUAAAGUGAUAAAUUGUAAAUAUGUCGAUUCGGAUAUGUGGGUGUGUCCGGCGGAUAACCAAAGUAGGCGGUACGAAUACGUCGAAUAUGAAAAUGGGCGUGUUUUGGGGCGGAAACAGGCAUGUAGGAGGGGCACAAGCAAAGUUGAUAGUUGGUGGAGGUGGCUUUUCUGGCAUUGCUCCUAUUGUUUCUGUCUUUGUGACGAACAAGGUGUCAACUCUGAUCGAUAUAUCAAUUUGAGAGCUUCUAUAGCCGACAUACAAAACAAUCGAGUGGUUACAGGCCUACGUUUCGUCAAACAUAACAGAAUAAUUCAUUUACAAAUCCAAGAAGGUAAAUUGUUACCACGUGGUAACAUCGAUGUAACCACAGUUCAUUGGGUACCAGUCGAAGAAUACAAAAUAACCGAUUCUAAUGUUGUCAAUGGACAAGAUUACCACACUCUAAGUUGGGAAAAACGCGCUGUUGAUUUAGACGAUUUAACCACCGAUGAGGGUUUCGUUGUAACCGGUGUCCGGUUUAAACUAAUCGGUUCACACCUAAAUUUUGAAAUUUAUACAACACCAUUCGACUACGAAACCGGUCAAUUAAUCGAUCCGGAAACCAAAAGUAUGUAUAAGGAUAACCCCAAUACAGACUCUUCCCUCUACAAACCGAGGACUAGAGUUAGACUGACCAAUCCCGAUAUCAGUACUCGAUCACCCUCCCCCUCACUCCCCGAUUCGAAAACCGACCAAUAUAUUGAGUUUACCAACACUGAUAUGGACCGAGACGCCGCCCAAACCACCGUUCCAUUUUUCGACGCCCAACCUGUGGAUUCCCUACAACCGGUGCCCCUCACUGGGGCCGGGAUUUUCCAUAAGGGACAGAAAUAUUUCGGUGGUUUCAUCGCCCCCAAAUUAAUAACGUACGAUUUCAGUAAACACCUCCAGAUUGCUUUCCCCGAAAGCGAACCUGAGGUUAAUUAAUACGUAAAUACCCAAUUGUGUAAUACUCUGUGAUUUAUGUUACGUUUUUUUUUUAAUUACUGUAAUAGUCAUUACAUUUGUAGAGAAAUGUUUUAGUUAGUUUUCAUCAAUGUUUUUGUAUGUUUGUCAACGAAUAGACUAAUUAUUUAUACCGA
Messenger RNA from Tribolium madens (black flour beetle), 2701 nucleotides. RefSeq lists its product as uncharacterized. The coding region runs from base 624 to 2546 and encodes 640 amino acids. The record is from RefSeq and is a predicted model, not a curated record. NCBI's taxonomy places the organism in Eukaryota, Metazoa, Arthropoda, Insecta, Coleoptera, Tenebrionidae. The transcript is spliced from 4 exons.